AUGAAUGGCCACGCUUCCCUCCCUUCACGUCUCUAUCAAGCCGAGUCAGUCCGGCUCGACGACUUCAAACAGAUCUGCUCGCGCUCCAUUGAUAAAUCCACCUACCCACUGGCCUGUGCCGUGGAGCGCAAUGUCCCCAUCUAUGACCUCGCCGCCCUCGAGGCGCAGCCAGUGACAGCCGAGACCCUCUCGCUCCUGCAAGAUGAAUGGCAUCACAUCCUGCACAGCGGACCCGGCAUAUUUGUCCUACAAGGGAUGUAUGCACCCACCCGGUACAGCAACAUCCUCUCCGCCACCAACGUAGCCUUCGACCGAAUCAUCGCUAAAGAGCGUGCCUCCAACGUAUCAAAAGGCGACCACUUCGCCGCGGGCGACACCAACGACCGGAUCUGGAACGCUUUCCAGAAACACGGCGAAGAAGAUCCCGCCUCCUUCCUUGCCUACUACUCCAACCCAUGGCUAGCUACCGUCUGCGACGCCUGGCUCGGCCCAGGCUACCGCGUCACUGCACAGGUUAAUGCAGUUCAUCCAGGCGGUGCAGCCCAACAGGCCCACCGCGACUACCAUCUCGGCUUCAUGGAAACGGACACCUGCGUGCGCUACCCGGCUCCAGCGCAAUUGACCUCCCAGUUCCUGACGCUGCAGGGCGCCGUCGCGCAUACCGACAUGCCUGCUGAUAGUGGUCCCACCCGUUUCUUACCAUUCAGCCAGACCUACGCACCAGGAUAUCUCGCCUGGCGAAGACCCGAGUUCCGCGCCUUCUUCCAAGAGAACUAUGUCGCGCUCCCACUCAACCUAGGAGACGGCGUCUUCUUCAACCCAGCCCUCUUCCACGCCGCAGGUGCAAACACAAUGUCCCCAUCGAACGGCUUCCGCCGCGUCGCAAACCUCCUGCAAAUAAGCAGUGCAUUCGGCAAACCCAUGGAAACAGUCGACUCUCUCCCUUUAGUAAAUGGGACCUGGGAUCUAUUAUCUAAGCGCUACGCAGAUGCGGGGACACUCGCAGACGCGGAUUUGGAUCCGGGCCGAUACUCGCUUGCGCAGCGCGAGAUCAAGGCGUUCGUGCAGGCUGUUGCGGAGGGGUAUCCUUUCCCCACAAAUCUAGACCGAAGACCGCCUGCGCCGAGUGGGAUGGCGCCGGAGAGUGAGCAGGAUCUUCUGGUGCGGGGUUUGGAGACGGGUUGGAGCCGUGCGCAGGUCGUUGCCACUCUCGAGGAGAUGCGGAAGGAUGCGAGGGCUUAA
Messenger RNA from Penicillium atrosanguineum, 1242 nucleotides. Its product is annotated as phytanoyl-CoA dioxygenase family protein. The record is from RefSeq and is a predicted model, not a curated record. Gene Ontology annotation, biological process: fatty acid alpha-oxidation. Bases 1 to 1242 code for a protein of 413 amino acids. The transcript has a single exon. Gene Ontology annotation, molecular function: phytanoyl-CoA dioxygenase activity. Lineage: Eukaryota; Fungi; Ascomycota; Eurotiomycetes; Eurotiales; Aspergillaceae.